Messenger RNA from Podospora pseudocomata, 1086 nucleotides. RefSeq lists its product as uncharacterized. The record is from RefSeq and is a predicted model, not a curated record. NCBI's taxonomy places the organism in Eukaryota, Fungi, Ascomycota, Sordariomycetes, Sordariales, Podosporaceae. Bases 1 to 1086 code for a protein of 361 amino acids. Gene Ontology annotation, cellular component: U5 snRNP; U4/U6 x U5 tri-snRNP complex; U2-type post-spliceosomal complex. Gene Ontology annotation, biological process: RNA splicing; generation of catalytic spliceosome for second transesterification step. The transcript has a single exon.
AUGGACUUUGCCUCUCUCAUGGCUAAGGAGAUAGCCAAGAAAGAACCAGAAAAGGAAAAACCCCAAAAGUACAUCUCCCGCCGCGAAGCCGAAGCCCAACGCCAAGCAGCCUACCUAGCCGAGCAAAAGGCCCUCGAAGAACAACGAGCCGCCAGAGCAGCCGCCAAACGCAAGCGCGAGGAGGAAGCCGCCGAGGAAGCCAAAGCCCGCGAGGAGAAACGCCAGAAACUCGCCGAGGAAUCCCGGCUCCGCAGAGAAGCCAAAGAAGCCGAAGAGGAACGAGCCCGAAGGAAACGUCUAGGCCUACCAGAACUCCCCCCCAAGACCGACGACGACUCCUCCGCCACCCCCAAACCCGACUCUGACGCCUCUUCCGACGACGAACAAGACCACACCGACAUCCCCGAUGAUGAACUCAAGUCCAAACUCCGAGAGCUAGGCCAGCCGGCGAUAUUGUUCGGAGAGUCCCACGUUUCAAGGUUACGUCGUUACAGAAAGGUUACCAGACCAAAGUCUCUUUCUGCAGGUCCAAUCGCUACCAAACUCCUCCCUGUCGAGGAAAAGGACAUGAAAGUACCGGACAAGAUCCCUCCAGCUACCGACAGGAAGGCAAGGAAGUACCUCUACCGCCAGUUGGCCUCUUACUUCAACAUGAUCCUCCGCGAGUGGGAAGCCGCGCUCGCAAGAGAAGACAACGCCGACACCACCGCCGGCCAGCAAGCAAUCAACGCCAUGGUGUCAUCCAAGGAAAAUAUGGCGCCGUUAUUCCGGCUUUUCGAAAAGGGGGGCCUAGACGAGAGUAUCCUGGAAGCCAUCGUGGAGAUUGUCAAGGCUGCCCAGGAAAAGAGAUACGUCGAUGCCAAUGAUGGGUAUCUACGGCUGAGCAUCGGAAAGGCCGCCUGGCCGAUUGGUGUCACCAUGGUUGGUAUCCACGAACGUAGCGCAAGAGAAAAGCUCCAUAACGGAGAGAGGGGGCAUAUCAUGGGGAGCGAGGUGACGAGAAAGUAUCUGCAGAGCAUCAAGCGGUGCUUGACGUUUGCGCAGGUGAGGUGGCCGCCCGAGGAUAUUAGGCAGUUGAUGGGGUAG